CAUCAACAAGAAUGCGAAACUUCAUGCGGACUGUCACUUCGAAUCGGUCGUCUCAGUAAGAGGGAUGGGAGUCCUACCAGGGAGAAGCCCUUUAUCUUUGCUUUUCUUCAUUAUUCUCUUGUUGGAGGGACAUUUUCGAUGGGUUGAGGCCCAGCACUGUGUGUGGUAUGGCGAGUGCGGGGAGUCCGAAAAGGUGCCCGGAAAGAAAUACAACUGCAACUACACCGGUCCUCCCAAACCACUGCAGCACGAGGGUUACGAACUUCUCACGGAGCUUUGUCCUGGAUAUGACUAUGACAACCGAAGCCUCUGCUGUGAUAUGAACCAGCUGAACACUCUCAAAGGAAGUCUCCAGCUGCCCCUUCAGUUCCUGUCUCGUUGUCCCGCCUGUUUCUUCAACCUGAUGAACCUCUUCUGUGAGCUGACAUGCAGCCCUCACCAGAGUCAGUUCAUGAACGCCACCAAGAUCGAAAAAGGCAACGUGGUGGAAGUGCAGUACUACAUUGGACAGACAUUUGCUAAUUCCAUGUACAAUGCCUGUAAGGACGUCCAGGCACCAUCCAGCAACGUGAAGGCCUUAUCACUGCUGUGUGGGAAGGACGCAAAGGACUGCAAUGCUACCAACUGGAUCCAGUAUAUGUUUGAUAUCAACAAUGGACAGACUCCCUUUCCUAUCCUCCCAAUAUUCACAGACGCCCCUGUGUCUGGUUAUACUCCCAUGACCAACAAGACGUUCGCCUGCACAGAGGGCCUGGAUGACGGGUCGGGCCCCUGCUCCUGUCAGGACUGCACAAACGCUUGCGGGCCCAGACCUGCUCCUCCCCCCCUCCCCCCUCCCUGGCUGAUCCUUGGUAUGGACGCUAUGACCGUCAUCAUGUGGAUCUCAUACAUGGCCUUCCUGCUUAUCUUUAUUGGAGCUGUAAUAGGAGUCUGGUGUUACCGGAAAAGAACUGUCCUUUCUGAAUACGGCCCCAUAUUGGACAGCAAUAACCCUUUGUCUCUCAACGGGGACAAUCCUGAACAAGUAAAUGCAUCAUGCUGUGAAACCUUGGGUGAACGCUUCGAGAACUCUCUGCGGACCCUCUUCACCUCCUGGGGCUCCUUCUGCGUGCGGUACCCCUCUGUGGUCAUUCUGGGGAGCCUGAUACUAGUGGUGGCCUCCUCUGGGGGCCUGAUCUACAUGCGCAUCACCACAGACCCUGUGGAGCUGUGGUCGUCUCCGAGCAGCCAGGCCCGGCAGGAGAAGGACUACUUUGACAGCCACUUCGGACCCUUUUUCCGAACAGCGCAGCUCAUCAUAACCACUCCAAUCGUCGACCCUUUUCUCUACUCUCCAUACUUUGGAGGAUCUGAUGUCCCAUUCGGAGCCAUCCUGCGUAAAGACAUCCUGCACCAGGUGCUGGAUCUGCAGCUCCAGAUAGAAGACAUCGUAGCCACAUACGAGGGCCAAGACGUGACUCUAAAGGACAUCUGCUUGGCUCCGCUGGCUCCGUACAAUAACAACUGCACCAUCUUGAGUGUCCUCAACUACUUCCAGAACAGCCAUGAAGUGCUGGACCACCUCAAAGGAGACGACUUCUUUGUCUAUGCUGACUUUCACAGCCACUUCCUCUACUGUGUCAGUGCACCAGCAUCCCUCAACGACACCACUCUCCUCCACGACCCGUGUUUAGGAACCUACGGUGGGCCCAUCUUCCCUUGGCUGGCCCUUGGGGGUUACGAUGAAACCAACUACAACAACGCCACUGCUCUCGUGAUCACCUUCCCCCUCAACAACUACCUGAAUGACACAGUGAGGACGGGCAAAGCUCGGGCAUGGGAGAAAGAGUUCAUCGAUCUCAUGAAGAACUUUCAAAAUCCCAACCUCACCAUAGCCUUCAGUGCUGAGAGGAGUAUUGAAGACGAGAUAAACAGAGAAAGCAACAGUGACAUCAGCACCAUAGUAGUCAGCUAUGCCAUUAUGUUCAUCUACAUCUCCCUGGCCCUGGGGCACAUCCACAGCAUUAGGAGAGUGAUGGUGGACUCUAAGAUUUCUCUGGGUAUCUCGGGGAUCCUGAUUGUGCUCAGCUCUGUGUCCUCCUCACUGGGGCUCUUCAGCUAUUUCGGCAUCCCCCUCACCCUCAUUGUGAUCGAGGUCAUUCCUUUCCUGGUGCUGGCUGUUGGAGUGGACAACAUCUUUAUUAUAGUGCAGACAUAUCAGAGGGAUGAGCGGAUGCCUCAUGAGGAACUCCACCAGCAGAUCGGUCGUAUCCUUGGAGACGUAGCCCCCAGCUUGCUCCUCUCCUCCUUCUCAGAGACAGUGGCCUUUUUCUUGGGCGCCCUGUCCAGCAUGCCUGCAGUGAGGACUUUCUCCAUGUUUGCUGGCUUGGCUGUUUUUAUUGAUUUCCUGUUGCAGAUCAGCUGCUUCGUCAGCUUGCUGGGCCUGGACGCCAGGAGACAGGAGGUGAGUCUGGAGGAAGUGGUUCUAGAGGAGGGGUCACACGUGCAGAGUGGGAAGUUUACCAGAGAGGGGUCUCCUGCUGAUUAA
Messenger RNA from Notothenia coriiceps (black rockcod), 2527 nucleotides. RefSeq names its product Niemann-Pick disease, type C1 (gene npc1). Gene Ontology annotation, biological process: cholesterol homeostasis; intestinal cholesterol absorption; sterol transport. The record is from RefSeq and is a predicted model, not a curated record. Lineage: Eukaryota; Metazoa; Chordata; Actinopteri; Perciformes; Nototheniidae. Gene Ontology annotation, molecular function: cholesterol binding. Gene Ontology annotation, cellular component: plasma membrane. Bases 65 to 2527 code for a protein of 820 amino acids. The transcript has 15 exons.